This is a messenger RNA of Papilio polytes (common Mormon), 2818 nucleotides long. Its product is annotated as dnaJ homolog dnj-5. The coding region runs from base 178 to 2730 and encodes 850 amino acids. The transcript has 9 exons. NCBI's taxonomy places the organism in Eukaryota, Metazoa, Arthropoda, Insecta, Lepidoptera, Papilionidae. Gene Ontology annotation, molecular function: dopamine receptor binding. The record is from RefSeq and is a predicted model, not a curated record.
GUCUAUUGUCUUGUCAAAGAAAAAUGUGAAAAGUCAAGUUACUUCUAAAAAUAUAAUCCACGGUAUAUAGAUCACUUAUUAUUCAAUACGUGUCAUUGUAAAAUGAUAAAUUCUUAAGUUUUACACUGUAAUUUAUUAUCAGUGUUUUUAUUAUACUAACCUACAACAAAAACUAAUAUGGCAAGGUCGCCGACUGAUGAUUUAAGAUUCGGCGACAUACCGCUCAAUAGCUGGAAUUUCUGCACGGAAACAGGUGACAACAGUCCACCUGGUACAAUAAACGAGAGAAAACCCACACCGAUUCCAGGCAAUCCCGCUACGAUGGCAGAAAAUAAUAUUUACAACCCCCAAAAUUACAGCAAAGAUGUUUAUCUAAAUAAACAUCAUUUUAAUGUUCAAACUAACGAAUGUAUUGGAAAUAAAGAAGAAAACUGUUCGUAUAAUGCACCUAAUGGUUCUAUAGGCAACGCAAACUAUGGCAAUGCAAUGCUUAAAUUAGAUAAUGGGCAGUUGGUAAGAGUAUUUUAUGAUGAAAACAAUCAACAACUUAUCUUCCCUAAAUCUGGUCAGUAUGAAUUGUUUAACAACAACCAGGGUCUAUGUGAUAUGCAACAACACAAUUUGUUUAGUAGGAAUCAAGAUUUUACUGUCCCCAACAGUCAUAUUCCUGCUCAAACGAAUGUACCUAGUAAUUCAUUCUGUCAAGAAAAUGUGCAGUCAAAUAUGCCAACAUCAAACUUCCUGAAAGAAGUGUUAGGUAACUGGGAGCCAAACUCUUCAGGUACUUAUUCACCAUUUGGACAAAAUUACCCAUUGAAUCACCCUGAAGCACCUUCUUUAAAUAUGUUACCAAACAACCCCAUGUUAGAUCCGAUUACUCAAUCACUUAAGGCGGAGAGUUCUCCAAAGAGAAAUGAGAACAGUCCGUUGGCUGACACAAGUAACAAGAAGCGUAUUGUGGCAGAAGUAAAGCCAAUGCGCCCCUCAUACUCAGAUGUAUUGGCUAAAAAUACUAAAAACAACCCUCAACCAGAUAAUACUAAAAAAGUAAAACCACAGAGUGUUGAAACUAAAAACAAGCCAAAUUCCAAAAAUGAUAAGCCACUCACUAACAUAAAGUGUAAUGAUGAUAAGCAUAAAACUGAUAAAAAACAAACCAAUACAGUAUCCUCUGGCAGUGAAUCAGGGGACAUCAAUGCUGAUGAUACAGACAGAAACAAAAAGACAAAUAAGAAAUCCAAGAACAAACGUAGCAACAUGACCAGAAGAUGGUCGUCCCUAGAUGACUUAAAUGAUGAGAACGGAGCUAAAUUUGAACAAACCAAUGAGAGUCAAUUUGUCUUCAUACAGAACAACAGUGAUAAAUCUCAUAAAAAAGAUAAGAAAGAAAACAAAACAAAGAAUGUUGAGAAGAGCAACAUUGAGAAUGAUUUUAAGAUUGAUGAUGAUGAAGAUGAUCAAUCUGAAUUCAUCCUCCAUGAUGGUCAAACUGAAACAUCUAAAGUAAAGAAGAGAAAAGAAGGACGGAGUUAUCAUAAAACACCAAAACCAGCACAGGAUAAAAAGAAACCGACCCAGACCAAAUUCAGAAGAAACAAGCCUGGAUACUUAGGUUUGGCUCAGAACUGGCUGGAACAUUGGGCGGAUGUGUCUUGGAAAGCACUUGUAUGGUUCUUCUUUCUACUCUCUGAUAUAUGUGGCAUGAGUUUACACCUAUCUUUUGACCUCUGCACAUCGGCAUUCACACAGACAUACAUAAGCUCUCAGGUGGUGUGGCGUAAAAGCAAGAACUGGCUCUCAAAAAUGGCUAACAAUAAAUUUCUACUUUACAUUGAUAGGAAACUGGGACAUACAUAUUUUGGAUUCUGGAGAAAACUUAAAUGGUUCAAGAAAGAAACUGAAACGGAAAGGAAUAGUAAUGGAACUAAAUUGAACGCAAACAUACCAUUGCCUGCAACUGGGGAGGAAGCUAUGAAAAGAUUGCUAGCUUGUAAAGGGAAAGAUCCAUACAGCAUAUUAGGUGUGAGCGUGUCGUGUACUGACGAGGACAUAAAGCGCUACUACAGACGGCAGGCGUUCCUCGUGCACCCCGACAAGAACCCCCAGCCCGGCGCUGAAGAGGCCUUCAAGAUAUUACAGCACGCGUUUGACCUUAUAGGGGAACCGGAAUUAAGAGAAGCAUAUGAACGCCACGCACUCGAAUCUCGGCAUGUGGAGGCAGCUUGGAGCGAACUCAGUCAGCUGCUCACACAGUUGCAAGACAAAAUGGAGUUUGCUGCUAACACGAUAAGAUGUACGAACUGCGGACGUCGACAUAAGCGCGUGCUGACGGACAGGCCGUGCUACGCCGCGCGUUACUGCGCUCAGUGCAAGAUACGACACUCCGCUAAAGAGGGCGACAUCUGGGCGGAGUCCAGCCUGCUGGGCCUGCUGGUGAUGUACUACGCGUGUAUGGACGGCGGCGUCUACCAGAUCACGCAGUGGGCCAGCUGUCAGAAGAAGAACCUGAAGCAGUUGCGUGCGGACUGGCACGUGGUGCAGUACCGCAUCGUGCUCGGCAACAAGGCCGCCGACGUCAGCCACGCGCCCGCCGCCGCACACGCUGGUCACGAUCCUAAUUUGGAGGAAUUUUUAAACAAUUUAUACAGUAAGUCAGGUGUGUCCGCCAACGCGGCGAGCAAACCCGCGGACGCGGACAAGCGUCGCCGCGCGCGCAAACACAAGCCCUAACCACACAUACAAACACAAACACUCGAAUGACAGGGAUUUAUACAGAUGUUAUUAAAUACAAACAGCGCUAACAAACUACUGAAACAUU